This is a messenger RNA of Salvelinus sp. IW2-2015, 2125 nucleotides long. Lineage: Eukaryota; Metazoa; Chordata; Actinopteri; Salmoniformes; Salmonidae. The record is from RefSeq and is a predicted model, not a curated record.
AUGAGCCAAGGGAGGACUGGUGUGUGUGCCACAAAUAGCAAAGAGUGAGCCCUGUCUUUUACCACAAUUUGGAAUGAGGGGGGCAUACCUCGACCCCGACCGAGGAGGCAUGUGUGCGCAUUUAGACCGCUCCGUGUACAUCGUGGAAUUUCAAAACCGUUACUUUACAAGUACUCCUCAACUAUCCAGUUGAAACGGAUCUAUGGUAUAAACUCCACUUAUUUUUUUCUUUACCCGAGGGAGUUUUAAUUUUGGGAACCAGUAGCCCUGUGUGUGAGACUGUAAUCCAGCCGUCCGCACGGAAAAGAAGUUCGGCUACUGUUUACUUUUUCCUCUUAGAGUAGCCUAACCCAAACCAGGUGAAGUCGACCCCGGGUGCGCGGCCAACGCUCCGUAUAUAGUGGAAACCCUCUUUGUGGUCUAUAACCUAUUUCAGGGUCUGAAGUCUUAGUGAAGUUCUUAAUUUUUCUAACUUCAGUUUUGCUCUAUCUGUGUCUGACGGGAUGUUUUCAUGCGUCCUGCCUUUGGUUGUGGAUGGGAAUGGCAGUUUUCUGACAGCGCGCAAUAGCAGAGUCUGAUCUAGCCACAGUCAUGAUGUUCUGCUUCUCGAUAAUGUUUUUAAUCAUCUGAGGGGCACUCUUCCCCAAAGGAAGCGAGAGUGAAAACUUUCCCCAUCUCUCUCUGAACUCCAUAGUGUUCUAGGAUGUGAAAGUUGGCCUGUGGCUCACUUUGAUCUAACUUCAUUCACACGAAUAACGGAAUAACAACUUUGGGGAAAAGGUUUUGUUUGUUUGUUCCAGCUCACAAAUCAACACUCGAGUUUGCCAUAGUGACGAUUCUUGGACACCGUGGACGCCCCUCUGAAAUACCAACCAGGUCAUAUUUGAAAGAUAAAAUGUUCCAGGUCUUUGAGUAUUCCUGAAGUGCGUGUUUCUACAGAUAGCCCCGCUGCGCUGUGUUCCUUCUAUCCGGCCGGGAGAGCGGCCAGAGUGGUGUGAGGUCUGAGUGGGACGCGGAGAAGAAAUAGUCGAAAUAUCUUCCCACAUGGUAUGCCUUUAUUCUUCUGCCAGCAAAGUUGGGAGUGAAACGGUAAUGUUUCUUCGGCGGCUCUGGACGCUCCGCCGCAGUUAUUGCUCCGGACGGUUAUUGCUCCUAGGGGUCGCGGUGUGUCUUUUCUACCAGACCCUGAUGGUGGCACGGAGUCGGUUCAAAGGCGGCCCACCCGCGGCUGAUGAAGGCAACAAGUCAACGAUGACUGGAGCGUUGGAGGUAUUUGAUGAACUUCUGCAGGACCCUGCGAGGCUUAUUUCUACCCUGGAGGCUUUGGAAAGGGACAGAUAUGUCAAGGGGUCCAAUCAGAACCAGGCUGGGUGGGUCACACAAGCCGUGGUGUUGACGGGUCAGCACGUAGCCGCGGAUACGGAGGUCCAACUGUUCCAGCGGAUCCUGGAGCAGCGAGGCUACGAGGUCAGCCUGUCCCGAUACGCCGAGACCAACACCGCCCUGAGACACAACAGCGGUGGCAGUGUGGAGUGGAGUGUGUUGGUGUGUCUGAGCGGUUCGGAGAAGAGUUGUCUGAGGAGAGUGUCCUUCUCCCAUCUGCAGCCCCAUCAGAGGGUCAACAUGAUACCUGGGCUGGUGGGUGCCUUCUCUGAUGUGGACGGGCUCUGUCGCUUCCAGACAGACAGCCGGCUAGCAGGGCUGGCAUUACGCAUAAAUCCAUCUGCCUGUGGAUCGCCCCGCAUCAAGCUGGGAGAUGUUCGUGAUGUGGCACAGGGUGAUUGGAACCCAGCUAUCACCACACUUCAUUUGGUGAGUCCUGGUCUCGUUGCCACGGUGACAGUUUAUGUCCUGGUCACCUCGGUAACGCCGCUCACAGCCUUUCUUCAUCACACGGGCCUGGUCAGGACAAGCGAAGACACGGACAGCCACACCACACAGCUCAAGCCCUGUUGCGUCCCACGAGGCAUUGGACCAGGUGAAGGAGGUCAUAGGUCAGGUGUUGAGGGCGGCAGCAUUGACCAAUGAGGAGCCUAGCUCUCGGCACAGGUGGUGUCUCCUGUGUUUCCAGCUGAUGACAUUCACUCUUCAGUUCAGUGGUUCCCUUCUACCUGUCAUAGUGAAG